UUGACAUUAACGACAGUUUCUUACUGUAGGCUGCUGCUCAGUGCUCACAAAUAACUAACUAAUGUUGGAUGUCCUUGCGUACUUAUUCAUUUCCAUGUAACGCGAUGGAAAUGAGGAAGCGCUGAUCAUAGGCGUCCAUUGGAGGACAGCGCAGGACCACAAAAGCGCCUUUGGAUGACAUCAAAGCCAUUUAAAGCUCUUCCUUCACUUCUACUGAGUUUGGAUCGCUGGAUAACAUGCAGACACUUUUGAGCGCUCUGUGCACUUCUCACGUUAGAUUCGGGGCUUCGGUGGACAAGAUAUAAACCUGCGUGUGUCCAUUUCGAUCAAAAUUACGAAAAAGAGAGGACACCUUCCAUUCAUCAAGACACUAAGAGUCUACAUGCAUUAAGGACUUCGCUACAAUAUUUUUCCAUCCGGGGUCUUGGUGCCAUUUGUUUUAUGUAUCAAUAAUCAAUAACAAUUUCUUUAGCUCACUGGACGUUUUGUUUGUUGCUGGAAAUAUGGUUUAGCCCGUUAACGGUGACAUAUCGACAUCUACACGGACACGAUGGCUGCAGUGGUGAAUUAUUCUCCGCCGUGGUGGGUUAACCUUUUCCAUCGCCUUCCCCACUUCAACCUACAGUUUCAGCUGACCAGCAGCGAUUUCCGCCCGGAGGACUCCGAGUAUCAAAAGUCUGUGUUGUUGCUAGGUGCAGUGGCAUUGGUGUGUUUGGCAUUGGACCUCCUCUUCCUCCUCUUCUACUCCUUUUGGCUGUGCUGCCGCCGCAGGAAGAGCCAGGACUCGCCCAAUGCAGACUGCUGCUGCACCGCUUGGUGUGUGAUCAUCGCCACGCUCGUGUGCAGUGCUGGCAUUGCAGUUGGUUUCUAUGGAAAUGGCGAAACCUGCGAUGGCGUGACACGACUGACAUAUUCCUUGCGCCAUGCUAACCAAACAGUGGCAGGCAUCGACAAACUGGUAUCAGAGAGCACCAGCAGUCUGAAUGAAACCCUGCAGGAAGGUUUGGUGCAGCUGGAGACUGUGUACUCCAAACAGACAGACUACCUGUCCAUCGUCCAGAAACUGCAGGGCCAGCUGGACGAGCUGAUUAAUCUGAUGGUGGAGGUGCCUUUCUGGAGCAAUACAGAUCUGUCACUGGAUCAUCUGGCAUCUGUCACUGAGCAGUUUGACUGGUACAGGUGGCUGGGUUUUCUUGGCCUGCUGCUCUUUGAUGUGAUAAUCUGCCUGCUCGUUUUGGUUGGUCUCAUACGCAACUCUAAAAGCAUCUUAAUCAGUGUUUGUUUGCUGGGUGUGCUGACACUGGUGAUUAGCUGGGGUUCACUUGGAUUGGAGUUUUCUGUUGCUGUGACUGCCAGUGAUUUCUGUGUUGCCCCUGACUCCUACAUCACCAAAGUUACACGUGAGAAUGCUGUAAUCAACCAAGAUAUCCUGCAGUAUUAUCUGAAGUGCAGCAUGGGACAGACCAACCCAUUUCAGCAGAAACUCUCUGGCAGCCACAAAGCCCUUGUGGAGAUGCAGGAUGAUGUUUCUGAGCUCCUUCGUUCAGCUAUCAGAGAAUUCCCCAAGACAAAGAGUAACCUGGAGGAGAUGCAAGCGGUGUUAAACUCCACUGAGGUCAGCCUUCAUCAUCUCACUGCCCUGGUCGAUUGUCGGAGCCUACACAUGGACUAUGUGCAGGCUCUGACCGGACUGUGUUAUGAUGGAGUCGAGGGGCUCAUUUAUCUGGUCCUCUUCUCGUUCGUCACCGCACUAAUGUUUAGCUCCAUCGUUUGCAGUGUGCCUCACACCUGGCAGAGCAAAAGGUCGGAGGAGGAGGAUGGCGAAGAGACUUCGGCCACGCUCGGCCCACGAGCGCCGCACGAUAACCUGUACCGCGUGCACAUGCCUAGCCUGUACAGCUGUGGCAGCAGCACCUACGGCAGUGAGGCUAGCCUCCCCGCUGCGGCACACACUGUCAGCAACGCACCAGUCACUGAGUACAUGAGCCAGAAUGCUAACUUUCAGAACCCUCGAUGCGAGAACACGCCACUCAUUGGCAGAGAAUCCCCCCCACCGUCAUACACCUCCAGCAUGAGGGCCAAAUAUCUGGCAACAAGUCACCCAGACCAGUCCAGGCCAACAGAAUCGCAGAACGGACUGGACCCCAACAUGCGACCAGAACUAACCAGCCGUUCAGCUCCCAAUAGCCGACCAAAUUCCGCUAUCCACCGACCCCACUCUGCUAUCCAUUAACCAUCCUCAAAUACAAAAAAACAAUAGUCAUCUACCUGCUGUCCACCAGUAUGAAGUUUAUCUCCAUUACCACAACAGUCAGCACUUUUGAAAUUAAUUAACUGUCAUUAAAGUAAUUCCCCAAUGUUGGUUCACCCUAAAGCAGAGCUACUCAACUUAGGAAAGGUCAGGGGCCGCAAAGCUGGAUCCUUGUACCCUCGAGGUCCGCACUCUUAAUUUGUAUGAUUUUUAUAUAUAUAUAUAUAAUAUAUAUACACACACAAGUUUACAUUUUUAUAGUAGGAAUGUUGGAAUGUUAGUUAAUGGGAUAAUUCACCUAAAAAUGAAAAGUCUCUCAUCUACUCACCUUCAUGCCAUCCCAGAUGUGUAUGAAUUUCUUUCUUCUGCUGAAGACAAAUGAUGAUUAUUUAGAAAAAAAUAUCUCAGCUCUGUGGAUGAGAGACAGAUCAAUAUUUAAGUCCUCUGCUUUUUUACUAUAAAUGUCCACUUUCACUUUUAGAUGUGAAAGUGAAACUAAACAGGCGCCACAUGUGACUUACAGAUGUGAAAGUGGAGACUUAUAGUAAAAAAAAAAGGACUUAAAUAUUGAUCUGUUUCUCACCCACAUCUAUCAUAUAUCUUCUGAAGACAUUGCUGCAUUUAUGUGCUUUUUGGAGCUUCAAAGUUCUGGCCACCAUUCACUUGCAUUGUAUGGACCAACAGAACUGAUAUAUUAUUCUAAAAAUCUUAAUUUGUGUUCAGCAGGAAAAAAAGAAAGUCAUACACAUCUGGGAUGGCAUGAGGUUUGAGGAAAUGAAUUUUCAUUUUUGGGUGAACUAUCCCUUUUAGUAAUUAUUUUAAACAUAAGGGGUGUAACAGUUUGAUUUUCUGAUAUAGAACAGUUCUGUUGUCACUAAUUGUAAGCUAACAAACACCAUGAGUGUUCAACAUUUCAUAGAGCAGAGAUGUGUUCAAAAACAAGAGCGAUAUAUCCAAAAUUAGCACCAAAAGUCCUUCAGUGACAAGUCAUAAAGUUUUGUUCACCCUCAUUUGCUGUCACUGCAGGAAAUUUGUUUUCCUAUAGUUACUGUUGUCAUGACGAGUACAUCUCUCUGAUGAGCUAUUCAAGAGAUUGGACAGAUUUGCAGCAUGUUGAGUAAUUCUCAAGCGAGAUUGCGAGCGCACGUUUGCUUGACAGACCGCGCGUGAGCGCACAAGUACUGUGUAUGAACGGACACGCGCGAAGACCGACCACCGCUCUCAUAACAUCAGCCAUGCUUAGAUAUUGUUUGUUGUUUUUAUUUAUUUAUUUGUAACAACCUCUUGCAGUCGAAUUCCCUCUCUAGCGUGAUUCAGCAAUGUACAGAACUAGCGUAAAUCCUCAUGAAAAUGGUCACAUCUCAAUUCGUACAGAUUUGAUUGGCUGCUGAUUAAUAUAUUUCUAAGGAUGAUAUCAUAACACGGGCCGCGUGUUGAGUAGCGCUACCCUAAAGGGAUAGUUCACCCAAAAAUAUUUGGGUGAACUAUACCUUUUAACAAAUUGGAAUCAGCUGUCCAGUCCUCUGUGGUCUGGUUUAAGCAUCUUCGCACACUUGGAUCUUUUUUUAAUUUUUUUAUUUCCCCAGUCUCACACAAUGCAUCACAGCAACUACACUGCCCUCUUCUGGAGGACUCCUCUCAGUUGUCUGUACAGUUCCUUUAAAUCUAAAGCACUCCCAUAUUGUACUACCCUUACAGAGAGUCUCUCAGGGCAGCCAUAUUGGCAAGGACUGCAGGUCCACAUUAACACAGCAGGAUAAUGGGUUAUACCACUGUCAUUUUUACCAUGCAAGAAAUGUGACUAUGACAUUUGAUUUUAUGGCGGGAUUAUAUUUUUAAGUGUUCUUCAAAAUUACAAUGUUGAUUAUGUAGUUUAAAAGGGCUUUAAAGUUGCAGCUUUUGUGCUUUCUCUGCAGUUCCUGGUAAUAUGGCAGCUUUAUGGACAGACACAAUUCCAUUCAUCACUGCUAUUUAAUGUUUAAGGAGAUAUUAACUAGUUUACAAAUCUUAAUGAAUUAAAGGUGCACUAAGGGAUUAUUUUCUAAUUGCUAAACUGAAAUGAAUAGCAUGAAGAUUCUAGUCAUAUCAGUCUUAGUAAAAAAGCUGAUAGAUUCUACAUAUGGUGCUGGGAGCACUUUCGUGAGUGCUGCCAUGUUGAGAUCACAUAACCAACUGAAUAUUUCUCUCUUUUACACAAUAAUUCCCUGUAAUUGGAUGCUUUCACUAGAGGAAUAAAUGAAUCUUGCCCGACUGUGAAUAGCGCACUUCUGCAAUGGCAUCAGUUACUGAGGACUUCAGCCUGAUCUCAAGAAAACUACGUGACUGUGGCAAUAUUUUUGCAAAAUGGUAUUACGUGGUUCAUUAAAUGUACUGUGGCAUUUCCAAGCCGAAAUGUCCAUUGUGUGACGCUAAAAGUAAGGCUUUCCAAAAAUAUAUGAGGGUUUUAAGGUUAAUGCUCUUUUAGUGUUUUAAAUCAACAAAAUUGACCUCCUUAGUCCCUACCCUCAACCUUAAACCUAAACCUAACCAAUACUAUCAUAAAAGUAAAGGCGAGGUGAAAAAUGCGAUAACUGAUGCAACCACGUCAUUUUGUGGUGCUUCUAUGACACUUUCGGCUCACGUCAACUCGCAUGUUCAUCAGGACUUGUACCCUGGUCCUUGGCAUCACAAAUGUAACACUAAGUUAAAUGCUAAUGCAACAAGCGUUAAAAUGUGUCACCAUUCAUGUUAUGUGGUAUAGUGCUAAGUGUUUUGAUGUCAUAAGAUAGCAUUGUGGGUGAAACAGGGCGAAAAGUAAAUGCUUAUGAAAUGGUAAUCUGCUGUUUUCCUCAUGAUUUGUGUAAAUGGAAAAAAGUAAUUGUUGUUGUAGUGCCUCUAGUGUUCAUUUCACUAGAAAACUGCUGCGUUACGCACAAAGAGCCACGUAAAAAUCAGUUUGCAUAAAUCUGUAGGUAUAGUAAUGUAAUUCUAUAAGACCAGAUUGGAAUUUUACUCUUGCAUAAUGCUGAAUCUAAGUCGUUAAAUUUCAAUUGACCAUAAAAAUCUAAAUAAAAUCACUGAGUGCAUCUUUAACCGAAUCGCACACUUGUUAUUCUGUGAAAUAACAGAUUUACCUGUCACAUAAGGCCACUUUUUGUAUUCUACGGUGUAAUCUAUGGUAUACCACAGUGUAAAUUGACAGCUAUCAAGCCUUUGAGCCAUUAUGCACAUUCUGUAUCUUACUCUAGAAGGGAAACAAUUGCACAACGCACUAAUGGUGUGUGAUAGUGUUUAAGGUGUGUUUGCCUUGUGCUUUAGUGUGUUUUAAAAUGGCACAACUCACAUGCUCUGCUCUUUGUAAAUAGUGUUUUUGUACUUAAAAAAAAAAAAAAAGAUCAACACUACAAAGUUGGUGCACUAACUAAUACGUCUGUGUAACAGUGCAGUGCAAUGUUUGCCGUGGCUUAGAGCUGCUGUAAAGAUUACCUGUAUGAAACCUGAAAACAAUGGUUAAUGAAUUCUGUGAUUAAAUAAUAAUACAUGUUUUGUAGACAUCACUUGAAUUGUUAAUACACUCGUAGGUGCUUGUGUAUGUGCACACUUUAAAUGUGAAUAUUUCUAACAGAGGAAAAUUCGCUCAGAGAGGAUAAGAAGAGAAAGUGAUACUUGGACAAAAAGAAAAAUGCCUCCCCAUGUGUAAAUCUUUUUUCUGUGCUGUUCAGGCAUGUUGUUCAGUCUUCAAAUUCUUUACCGGGUGAUUAUUCCUUUUAAAGGCAUAGAUUUUUUGAUGAAUUGAGAGUCAGACUUGAUUCUCACCACAGUCAGCCUUCUCAUUUCUGUUUUUACUUUUAUGGGGAAACACUUCUCUAUAGUGUUUAUGAAUCUCAAAUAUGGACAGACAUUAUGCUAUCAAGAUCUGGACACUGGACGUGUCGCACUAACAGGACUUAUAAAGUUUGCCUCCGAGACGCUCUUUCCCAUAAGAGGAAGUACAAAAAAGGAGGAAAAACUAAAUUUUAAGGAAGUUCCUCCUCGUCAUGCAGUCAUUCAGUAAGACUUACGUGGAUGUACUGUAAGAUAACCUAGCUGUCUUUACCAAGUGCAGUAUUGUUGGUUUUAUUUACUUGCAUCCAGUGUCAUAAGGCUGACAUAACAGUGUUUAGACAUUGUCAUAACACCUGUCAAGCGGGAAAAAAAAAAAACAAAAAAAAAAACAGCUGUUGUUAACAUUCAUAAGAUGUGGUAUCUAAUGCCGUUAUCAAAACAUCAUACCUUGAUUCUUUAAUGUAGAUGUUUAUGGAUUAAUUUUGUAUUACAGUAUUAUGAACAUCAUCAUAAAUUGCAUUAACAGGUGGAAAUGUCAUUUUAAACUGGAAAUCCUGUAAGAUCUUUAAUGACUUUGUGACACCCUCAGUUGACUGAGGUUGUGUGUUGUUUGAACUUGUUGUGUAACAACAGUGAAUGCUGUGUUUGAAUGCCAACAGGAUCCCUAACCCUUAAAACUUAAAUACAAACAUGCUUUGACCAACCUAAGUUACAAUCCUAGAAAAACACUCAUGCACAAAAGCAACACUAUUCACAGAAACACGAAAUGCAACAGACAAAGAUCUGUUUCACACACUUAAACGCUAAAUACUUAAAUAUUUAGUUCACCCAAAAAUAAUUGGUUUUGCUCCAAUCCGGUCCAAGACUCAUGCUUUUGAGGAACACAAAACAUUUUACCAUUCACUUUUAUUGCAUCCUUUUUCCAUACAAUAAAAGUGAAUAAAUGAUGACAAAAUCUUCAUUUUUUUUGUGAACCCAUCAUUUAAGUGAGUAAAAACAUGCACCUUUCCACUCUGCAGACACAAUGUAAAACUACUCUAAAAUAUGUGAGUCUUUUACAGUAUUUACACAUUUAAAACCACUAACCAUCAAAUAGAGACAAUCCAAAUGUUCGGUGUGUAAUUCUGUACCGUAUAAUUCAGUUGCAUGACUGAAGGGAAUAUGAGGAUAAAUUAUUUUCUGCCUUUUUUAACAUUUUCAUACAAUAACCUUUCUUUCUGUAAAUGUACACAUUUUUAUUUUGUAGCUUAAUCUUGUUGAGCUUACUCCUUUUUAAACAUGAAUAAGAAUGAUUUGUUAUAAGUGUUUUGAUAACAAUUCUUAUGAAUUUGUCAUGUUUUUGUUGUUGUUUGUUUUGUUUUUUCAUUUGUGAUUAAGAUGUUGUACAUGUCAGAAAACUGAUUUUCUGAGCCUGGAUUCAAUGUUUUAAUAAUGUAUUAAAAUGAACUUAUCUGGU
This is a messenger RNA of Myxocyprinus asiaticus (Chinese sucker), 7511 nucleotides long. RefSeq names its product tweety family member 3b (gene ttyh3b). The transcript is spliced from 15 exons. The record is from RefSeq and is a predicted model, not a curated record. The coding region runs from base 551 to 2233 and encodes 560 amino acids. Gene Ontology annotation, cellular component: plasma membrane. Gene Ontology annotation, molecular function: volume-sensitive chloride channel activity; intracellularly calcium-gated chloride channel activity. Lineage: Eukaryota; Metazoa; Chordata; Actinopteri; Cypriniformes; Catostomidae.